Messenger RNA from Nyctereutes procyonoides (raccoon dog), 4470 nucleotides. RefSeq names its product LLGL scribble cell polarity complex component 1 (gene LLGL1). Gene Ontology annotation, molecular function: myosin II binding; GTPase activator activity. Bases 64 to 3258 code for a protein of 1064 amino acids. Lineage: Eukaryota; Metazoa; Chordata; Mammalia; Carnivora; Canidae. Gene Ontology annotation, cellular component: cytoplasm; plasma membrane; cortical actin cytoskeleton. The transcript has 22 exons. The record is from RefSeq and is a predicted model, not a curated record. Gene Ontology annotation, biological process: regulation of Notch signaling pathway; establishment of spindle orientation; regulation of protein secretion.
CGCAUCCUGCGGGCGGCGGCGGCGGCGGCGGCGGCGGGCGCGGCGCCGGCAGCCGGACGCAAGAUGAUGAAGUUUCGGUUCCGGCGGCAGGGCGCUGACCCGCAGCGCGAGAAGCUCAAGCAGGAGCUCUUCGCCUUCAACAAGACUGUGGAGCAUGGCUUCCCCAACCAGCCCAGCGCCCUGGCCUUCGACCCAGAGCUUCGCAUCAUGGCCAUCGGCACAAGGUCCGGGGCCGUCAAGAUCUAUGGUGCACCUGGUGUGGAGUUCACUGGCCUACACCGGGACACAGCCACCGUUACCCAGAUGCACUUCCUACCCGGCCAGGGCCGCCUGCUAACUCUGUUGGAUGAUAGCAGCCUUCACCUCUGGGAGAUUGUCCACCACCAUGGCUGCGCCCACCUGGAGGAAGCGCUCAGCUUCCAGCCACCUAGUCGGCCGGGCUUUGACAGUGCCAGUGGCCCGCUCAGCCUCGCCCGUGUCACAGUGGUCCUGCUGGUGGCGGCUGGUGACAUGGCAGCCCUGGGCACCGAGGGCGGCAGCAUCUUCUUCCUGGACGUUCCCACCUUGACGCUGCUUGAGGGGCAGACUCUUGCCCCGGAUGAGGUUCUUCGAAGCGUGCCAGACGACUACCGGUGUGGAAAGGCACUGGGCCCUGUGGAGUCACUCCAAGGACAUCUGCAGGACCCCACCAGGAUCCUCAUCGGCUACAGCCGGGGCCUGCUGGUCAUCUGGAACCAGGCGGCGCAGUGCGCAGACCGAGUCUUCCUGGGCAACCAGCAGCUGGAAAGCCUGUGCUGGGAACGCAGUGGCCGCACACUGGUCAGCUCGCACAGCGACGGCAGCUACGCCGUCUGGUCAGUAGACGCCGGCGACUCCCCGAUGACACAGCCCACAGUAGCCACCACACCCUACGGCCCUUUCCCCUGCAAAGCCAUUAACAAGAUUCUGUGGCGAAACUGUGAAUCUGGGGACCACUUCAUCAUCUUCAGUGGCGGCAUGCCCCGUGCCAGCUAUGGGGACCGCCAUUGCGUGAGCGUGCUCCGAGCCGAGACUCUGGUGACGCUGGACUUUACCUCCCGCAUCAUUGACUUCUUCACAGUGCACAGCACACGGCCUGAGGAUGAGUUUGACGAACCCCAAGCCCUGGCCGUGCUGCUUGAGGAGGAGCUGGUGGUGCUCGACCUGCAGACGCCUGGCUGGCCUGCCGUGCCUGCUCCAUACCUAGCCCCACUGCACUCGUCUGCCAUCACCUGCUCGGCACACGUUGCCAACGUUCCCGCCAAGCUGUGGGCCCGCAUUGUGAGCGCUGGCGAGCAGCAGAGUCCACAGCCUGCCUCCAGCACCUUGAGCUGGCCCAUCACUGGGGGCCGGAACCUGGCCCAGGAGCCAUCACAGCGAGGGCUACUGCUGACCGGCCAUGAGGAUGGCACCGUGCGGUUCUGGGAUGCCUCAGGUGUGGCACUGCGGCCACUCUACAAGUUAAGCACAGCUGGCCUCUUCCAGACAGAUUGCGAGCAUGCCGACAGCCUGGCCCAGGCCACCGAGGAUGACUGGCCGCCCUUUCGCAAGGUGGGCUGCUUCGACCCCUAUAGUGAUGAUCCUCGGCUUGGGGUGCAGAAGGUGGCACUCUGCAAGUACACGGCCCAGAUGGUGGUAGCUGGCACUGCAGGCCAGGUGCUGGUGCUGGAGCUAAGUGAUGUGCCAUUGGAGCAGGCAGUCAGCGUGGCCAGUGUGGACCUCCUCCAGGACCGAGAGGGCUUCACGUGGAAGGGCCAUGAGCGGCUGAGUCCACGCACGGGGCCGCUGCCGUGGCCUGCUGGCUUCCAGCCCCGGGUGCUGGUUCAGUGCCUGCCACCGGCUGCUGUGACAGCCGUCACGCUCCAUGCCGAGUGGAGCCUCGUGGCCUUUGGCACCAGUCACGGCUUUGGCCUCUUUGACUAUCAGCGCAGGAGCCCUGUGCUGGCCAGGUGCACACUACACCCCAACGACUCCCUGGCCAUGGAGGGGCCACUGUCUCGGGUGAAGUCCCUCAAGAAGUCUUUACGCCAGUCUUUCCGGCGCAUCCGCAAGAGCCGAGUCUCGGGCAAGAAGCGGGCCACUAGUGCCACCAGCAAGUUGCAGGAGGCCAAUGCGCAGCUGGCUGAGCAGGCCUGCCCCCACGAUGUGGAGAUGACCCCAGUGCAGCGCCGCAUUGAGCCCCGCUCCGCCGACGACUCCCUUUCUGGCGUCGUCCGCUGCCUCUACUUCGCUGACACGUUUCUUCGAGAUGCGGCCCACCAUGGCCCCACCAUGUGGGCAGGUACCAACUCGGGCUCUGUGUUUGCCUACGCUCUGGAAGUGCCGGCGGCAGUGGCGGGGAGCGAGAAGCGAGCUGAGAGGGCGGUGGAGGCCGUGCUGGGCAAGGAGGUGCAGCUGAUGCACCGCGCGCCUGUGGUGGCCAUCGCUGUGCUGGAUGGGCGUGGCCGCCCGCUGCCUGAGCCCUAUGAGGCCUCUCGGGAUCUGGCACAGGCCCCUGACAUGCAAGGUGGUCAUGCCGUGCUCAUCGCAUCUGAGGAGCAGUUCAAGGUAUUCACACUACCUAAGGUGAGCGCCAAGACCAAGUUCAAGCUGACGGCCCACGAGGGCUGUCGCGUACGCAAGGUGGCACUUGCCACGUUUGCCAGCGUGGCCUGCGAGGACUAUGCUGAGACCUGCCUGGCCUGCCUCACGAACCUGGGCGACGUGCAUGUGUUCUCAGUGCCUGGCCUGCGGCCCCAGGUGCACUAUGCCUGCAUCCGGAAAGAGGACAUUAGUGGCAUCGCCUCUUGCGUCUUCACGCGCCACGGCCAGGGUUUUUACCUGAUUUCUCCAUCGGAGUUUGAACGCUUCUCUCUGAGUGCCCGGAACAUCACAGAGCCGCUCUGCUCUCUGGACAUUAGCUGGCCUCGAGAUACCACCCGCGCCAGCUAUAGGCUCCGAGAGUCACCCAAGCUGAGCCAGGCUAAUGGGACCCCAGGCAUCGCCCUGGCCCCACAGAGCCGCAAUGGAAGCCCAGAUCCUGGCCACAGCAGGAGAGCUGACACCCCAGAGCCACCUGAGACCAUGCUCUCGCCCAUGUCCGUUGAUUCGGCCACCAGUGCCGACACCACACUGGACACGACAGGGGACGUCACAGUGGAGGACGUGAAGGAUUUCUUGGGCUCUUCAGAGGAAUCAGAGAAGAAUCUGAGGAAUCUGGCAGAGGAUGAGGCUCGAGCCUGCGCCAUCCUGAUCAAAUGAGGUGCUGCACGAUUUAGGGGCUCUGGAUCUACCUGGUCCUUACUGUUCGACAGCCUUGAUUUUCAUACUUGAGUCUUAGAAAAACAAGGCUGGCCUGUCAGCCUCUGGGUAUCACGGGUGGGUGGUGGUUGGAAUCAAGCCAGAGCAAACCACUUAGAAGUGGCAGCAGCUUGGGGUGGGGGGCUGGUUUGGCUAGCCCAUUUUGGAGAGAUCACCCAGGCUCCGGUGGUCAGGUCUGGUCAGGUGAGCCCAGGAAGUGGGGCCUGGAUCUGGGGUCUGCAUCUGGGGCCCAUAGAUCUGCUCCACUAUUUCUUGGCUGUCUGGUGCUCCUACCCAUGCAGCCUGGCCCUGCACGGAGCUCAGGCACCCCAGCUCCUGCUUUGUCUUCCUGGGCCAUGCCCUAAUCUCAGUGCGCUGAAAUGUGGUCAGUGCCUAGACUCCGAAAGCCCGCCUCUGGCUGUCACUGCAGGACCCUUGCCCCUGAAUGGGUGGAAGCAGAGUGGUGGCACCCCUACAGCCAGGCUAUCUGCCCAUUUGGGCCUCCUGGCUUUCUCCGACCCCUCCUCCUUUACCAGGAAGGCCAAAACUAUUUGGCUACCAGCUGCCCUGCUCAGAGCUGGGAUCCAGGACCCCUGGCCCCUUCGCAUAGACCCACACCUGCUAAUCUAUGGCCUCCAGCGGGACCUUCCCACCCUGGCCCCAGGGCGGUGCGGGGCUGGCUAGUGAGCCUGGGACUCAGCCCCGAGCCUCUGGGACAGAUUCACAAUGGCCUAUAGGAGAUAGGCAGUUGGCUACCUAGAGGCCAGGUGCCACUGGGAGAGAACAGCUGGGGCUGGCAAGCCCAUGCCACCUCCCACUCAACACACCGUCCUUCCCCACUCUCUUUGCAAAGAAUAUUUUUCUAACGCCUGAGCCAGGCUGGACAGGCAUUUCUAAAACUAUUUUGGUACUUGUUCCUGGGCCAGCACCCACCCCCACCCCCCAGUCUGUUGCAUGAAUGCAUGUGUGUGUGCGUAUGUGACUGGGAGCUCUGCUGGGCAUCCACGACUGGGGUCCAGUCGGGUAUGUGUGAGAGUGAGAGAGUGAGUGUGUGUGUGUGUGUGUGUGUGUGUGUGUGUGUGUGUGUUGGGGGGGGUCAGUCAGGAUUGGUUUCCCUGUAGAUUGUACCUUGAGUUUUUUUUUCCUGUCAUUUUGUUAAAAUUAGCGCUGUUU